This is a messenger RNA of Parasteatoda tepidariorum (common house spider), 1301 nucleotides long. The record is from RefSeq and is a predicted model, not a curated record. NCBI's taxonomy places the organism in Eukaryota, Metazoa, Arthropoda, Arachnida, Araneae, Theridiidae.
CGUUCCUCGUUAAACUGUUCUACUUUAAAGUGUCUGACUUUAUGCGCGGGUCGUCAGGCUACCAUAGUGUAGGAGCCAUCUCUUCUCCUGAGGAUCAAAAUUCUGAUAUCCUCAUAUGAACUAUAUAGAUGUUUCCCGGGAAAACAGUCACCAGACAGACAGUCGCCUUAAGUGCAUUGUGCGUUAUAGUCUAGUGUGACGAAAAUAAAUUAGUAAUCUACUACUGUUUGAGGAAAAACGGAGCCUGUCAAAAGAACGAAGUGAAGUGAACGAAAUUAUUCCAAAAUCAAAACAAAUAUAGUUUUGAUUUAUAGCGGAUUAAAAGGAAUGCUAUUGUACCUUUAAUCUUAUUCAAUCGAAUCCAGACGAAUUAUUAUUUUCUGAUUAUUUGUUUUGAUUAUUAAAGCAGCUUAAUUAUGAGUGAAAAUCAGCAUCUGGUUAAGAAGAGGAAAAAAUAUUUGGAGCCUGAUGCUACUGGCCAGAAAGCGAUUGUACCUCGAACAUCUGUAUGGCGAGGUCAGUCAUCGAUUGUACCUAACGAAGUAUUAAAUUUAGCCGAAGAGACUAGGCAUGAGGAAGCAGAAAAUGUUAUUGAAACGGUUGGACAAGCUUUCGGCGAUUUUAGCUCUGACGACGAGAAAGACUCUUUAAAUGUUGACGAUCCUUGCUUCGAUGGUGAAGGUAUGCAUUCAGAGGACGAAUGCGCUGAAUUGCAUGAAGAUGAUGAGAUCUAUUAUGAUCGCACGUUUAGAUCUGAUCACUUGGCUGAAAAUUUGAAGAGUUUCGAGAAGCCUUUGUUUCCAGAUUCAUCUUCUACUACUGCUGAAACUCUUUUAAUGAUUAUGGUCUAUGCAAUGAAGCAUAAAUUAUCUUGGACUGCAGUUGAAGAUUUGUUGAAAUUGUUCAAUACAAUUUUCGGCCAAUCUGUGCUUCCUGAGACCAAGCAUUCCUUCAACAAAAUCUUUGGGACUGCAGACUCUAUGUCAUUUCAUUUCUAUUGCAAUGACUGCAACAAUUAUUUGGGUAAAUUUGAAGGCCAACUUACCAAAGAAUUUAAUGAUCCUAUGGUUUGUCCCAAUGUUUUGUGCAAGAAAGUUCAUAGUGGCAAAACCUUAAAGGAAGGAAACUUCUUUGCCACCCUAUCCAUAAGAAAGCAGAUUGCAGCCCUGCUUAAUAUGGAUGCAAUUCGUGACUCCUUGUCAACAUCAUUAGAACAAAUUAAUGACAACCUCUAUGAUAUGCCCAACAGCGUUUCAGACCUGACUGAUGGUGAACUGUACAAAAAGAAGAGAUAUGUUUAA